CUUAAUUCACCUGUGAGGCUAGCUCCUGUUAAUGCCUACAUUUGAUCUGUGUGGAACAAUAAAUAGCUAUUAAUUUGGUGUGUUGCAUGUGGAGAAGGUAGAUGAUAUUUGAGGAAAGAGCUGGGAAGAGCAGUAGGUGCCUUUGCAUGCUACUUGUGCACUUUCACUUCUGAAUUCCUAGCUUCGUUUUACUUUACCUGUGUUUAUAACAACCUGUCUUUCUGUGCUUCCAUAGCUUUUAAAUUUAUUUGAUUUCUUAAAUAUCUUGCCAUAUCUUUGCUUUUUCUUCCCUCUAAAUAGACUGUAGAAUAACUUCAGGGGCAGUAGCUUUCAGUGAUCAUAGAAUCGGUAAGGUUGGAAGAGACCUUUAAGAUCAAGUCCAAACGUGAACCUGUCAACACUAUCACUGUAACCCCUAAAGCACUAAACCAUAUCACCCACACAGCACCAGAAUUCUUCCCUUUGAAGAAGACUGAACAGUCUGGACAGUGCUGAUCAACAUCAUUAGACCUCAUGGCUAUCUUUGGUGCUGAAUUAAAAUUUUGGUUUUUAUAGUUAGGUUUUUUGGAUGUGGUCUAGAGUUCUUAUUUUAAGUUUAUUUAGAUCAAGAGCCCCAUUUUAGUGUGACGUGUUGUUUUGUAGAUGUUCAUUUUAAAAUAUAGUAAUUAGAAUUUUGGUAUUAAGUAUUUUCAUCCAUCAGGUCCCUUUUAUGCAGGGAUGUUAUAUCUUGGCCAUAUUUAUAGAAAUAUCUUACUUAUUUUAUUACUAGUUUAUUUACUUAGUGAAAGUAUUUGUUCUUAAUUGAUGUGGAUGGUCAAAUCUAUAAUCUCACUUAGAAUUAACAUUAGGAUUUUGCUAGAUGUCACUGUUUGGAUUAAGAUUUUUUGCAUUCAGGGUGUGUGACUGUGUGCAGCUUCUAAAAGCUGUCUUAAAGCAACAGUUAAUUUAGGGUUUGUGAUUCAAUCGUGCAGAGCUAGGAAAUGAGUGAAUGAGAGUCAUCACUUUCAACUGUGCCAGUUUAUUCAUCUGUAUGAAAAUAAGUAAAGCAGUAACCUGUAUGCUGAGGAGAUGAUUUAAAUUAUUUCAGAUAUUGACUAGGUUUGGACUUUAUUGUGAAUGUGUUUAUAUUUACAUAUGUAACUUAAAAGGAGACGGGAAAUCCCAGAGCUGCAGAUUGCUGUCAGCUGGCAAAGUACACCAAAGCAUGGUUGCUGUAUGUUUACUCUGUUCUUGUUCUCUAUGCAUCCACUAGCAGUACUUAUUAGAAACAGGAUACCGUGUCAGGUGGACCUUGAACCUGAGUUAGCAUUGCGUUGCUGUAUUUGUAAUAAAAUGUUUUCUGUGUAGGAGCACAUCGUUAGGAAGUUAAAUUUUAAAUUAAGCAGAUGUCUGAGCUGUAAGUUUUUAAGUGUACAGUAUAAAAGUCAACACCAAGUACAGAAAAAGCAGGCUAAGGAAUGUACUUUUACUUUGGAAGUUUAUUUGCAUUUUUUUAACAUCCCAACACCUGAUAGGAAAUGGUCACAAGUAUGUUUUCUAAGUGGCAACUUCCAGUCCUUUUUGGAGUGCCUUGUAGGAGUACUGUGCUUCUCACGAAGAUGAUAAAUCUGCAACUCCCAUCUUAUGAUGUUGCAAUGUUGCCUUUCACUGAAACUCUAGCCUUAGUUCUGCUUUCAUGCACUGAAUCUUCCCUUUUUCUGUAGCAAGCACCUGGGCCACCCGUGAGCCUUUCAUUUAUCUCUAGCAUGUGGAAGGGAGCAGAAGGGAUCUAUAAAAACUCGUUCAGUAGCAUCUUCCCUCCAAACUGGUUCUUCAUUGUUAAGUUUUACUGUGGAACUUGCUAUGAUAAUGAGUAAAAGCAGGAAAAAAAUCCAGUCUUGCUGCUAGCAAAGUGUCUGUUAGUUGCCUUCUAGAGUAUGUUUUGGAAAGUUAUUGCAGUGAGUUAAGCAAGUUUGACCAUCUAGAACUACAUGAAUUAUGUGUAGGAGUGAUGAAAGCUUCCCACAUAGUUGUGUUAAUGCAAUUUAAUCCUAGGCUAUGGUGUGUGUAUUCUUUCUGACCUCAUCUCCUACUUGCUGCUGGUUUUUGUUUGUUAAAGAAAAGAUGGAGUAUAUUAAAUUAUGUCUUCCUAAUUUUAGUCUUACAAGUAAAAUAAUAUAACUGAUUUUAUUUAUACCUGCUUUCAGUGGAUUGUGGACAUUUCUAUCACAAGUUAUAUCAUAUACUUAUCUAAUACAGUACCUUGCCCUGUAUUACAGAAAUAGACAGGGCACAAACAUUACUUAAUGUACUUCAAAUAACUUUUACACUGCAGUAUCCUUAAAAGCCCUUGACAGCCCAUACCACUAGCUCUGUCCCAUGUCAUGUUGGCCAUAUGGCAGGUCUGAGAACAGCUUUGAUGCCAUGUUUUUGUAUUUUACUGAAUCAUUUUUGAGCAUUGCCAUGAGAUGUUCAGUAAAGUUCUUUGACAAAUGAGUUUUGAACGGCAGCAGUAGAUGAUAGAUACGUUGACAUGCUCUUUAUUUUAGCUGACAGUCUUGCAUUUAGGGGAAAUCCAUCAGAAAUAAAAAAUAAAGCAUAUCUGAAUAUGUACAAAACUUUGAUUUCCUUGAAUAUCUGCUUUCAUUAUGCUUAACUACCAAGGAACCCCCAUUUUGGUAGCCUAACAGAUUCCAUGUGUUCUUAAGCAGACUGGUCUUUGGGACUCCGGGUUUUGUCCUGAAAAUGUUUUGCCAAUCUACAUUAUAAAUCAUGGCUAGAAUUAAUCUUAUCUCACAGUUGCAAGCUUUGAAGAAAAGAUGAGUUGCUAAUAUUAAAGAGUUUUCAUUCUGUUUAAUCUCUUGGAAUCACAUCUUGCUACAGUGGCCAACAUUUUUAAUUUUUUUUUUUCUGGUCAGUGAUGUAAUAAGCCAGCAACAAAAAGCUCACGAAAUGAACUCAUUGUUUAUGUCCUCAAUGACAUCAGUAUUUAAAGAGAAUAGUUCCAUUAGUCCAUAAACUGUAACUACAAACUAUAUUAAAGAGGAGUUAUAUGUAAUAUAAAUUGGAGAUCUGAGUGGUAUUGUAAUUUGCAGUGUGCAGAGGAGAUGGUGACAUAUGAACAUGGAAGGAAUAGGCCUGCCUUGACCCUGUUUUGGCUGCCAGGUGUUUGCCAUACAUGCACCAGGGCUGCUCCUGCGUGUGUUCCAUGGUCUGCUGCUCCAAUUCUGCAGUUUAUUGCCAAGAGGAGAUGUGGGGUGUUCUCAGUUUGUAGGACGAGUAGGCAGUGCAUUAUGGACAUUUGCUGGAUGUUGGUGGGCACAGCCAGUUAUGGUCUGGAAGUUAUUGCUGACUUUCAAAGCAGAGUAAUUAGCUAUCAUGAAGCAAAUAAAUGAGCAUCUUUACUACAGGCAAGAAGUCACAAGUACUUAAGGGCUUCUUAAUGUGGACUUAUUCAGUGCAGUGAUAGAAGGCUUACACCUAGAAUUUUGUACCAGAAUUUGUAUAUUGUUCAUGUAUAAAAUGGGAUUAUACGUCUGAAGUCUUACAGAUAUUUAUAAGUUAGAUAAAGCUUAUCUGUACACAUUUUGAAAUCAUUAUUUUGCUUAAUUAUAAUUUUAAGACCAAUUUAUCUAGCACAGGCGUGGAGGAAGAAUAAAUAAGCAAUUUGAAAUCUUCUCUCCCCCCAGUUAAAAUAAGUCUUUUGACUUCUCUUGUUUCUGCAGAGCUUCGUAGAGAAUCAGAUAUUUGGCAGUUAACUACUUUAAAUUUAUUCUCCUAAUAUUUAGAAUAAAAAAUGCAAGUAUAUAGUAUUUCCAAUACUGACUAGAAUGUUAUGUUACUAUUAGCUUUUCCCUUUUCUUUCAGAUUCCAUAGACUCUCAGCUUGACAAUCUGAAAAAUGCAUUAUCUUAUACUGCUGUUGAAGUGAAGUUAUCCAGGAGAAGCUGGGAGAUAACAUAAAUCUUUGUAGACAACUUGGCUGCAAGCAGUUAAACUGAAAUAAACUUCUGCCUUCUGGCUGCAGUGCUGCUCUGAGGUUUCUGCGUGACGCUCUGCAGACUAAAUCAUGCCAGCGUUAUCAACUGGAUCUGGAAGUGACACAGGUCUGUACGAGCUGCUGGCUGCAUUGCCAGCCCAGCUGCAGCCACAUGUGGACAGCCAGGAAGACCUGACCUUCCUCUGGGAUAUGUUUGGUGAAAAAAGCCUUCAUUCACUGGUGAAGAUUCAUGAAAAACUGCAUUAUUAUGAAAAACAGAACCCGAUGCCCAUACUCCAUGGUGCAGCAGCCUUGGCAGAUGAUCUGGCUGAGGAGCUGCAGAGCAAACCACUGAGCAGUGAGAUCAGAGAGCUGCUGAAACUCCUUGCAAAACCCAAUCUCAAGGCUUUGCUGUCUGUACAUGAUACUGUUGCUCAGAAGAACUAUGAUCCUGUCUUGCCCCCCAUGCCUGAUGAUAUUGAUGAGGAAGAGGAUUCAGUUAAAAUAAUUAGGCUCGUCAAAAACCGGGAACCAUUGGGAGCUACUAUUAAAAGAGAUGAACAUACUGGUGCAAUUGUGGUGGCCAGGAUAAUGCGUGGAGGAGCUGCAGAUAGAAGUGGGCUUAUUCAUGUUGGUGAUGAAUUGAGGGAAGUCAAUGGGAUUCCCGUAGAUGAUAAAAAACCUGAAGAAAUAAUACACAUUUUGGCUCAGUCUCAAGGAGCUAUUACAUUUAAAAUUAUACCCAGUGUGAAGGAAGAAAUGCCAAUGAAGGAAGGCAAGGUAAUUAUCAGAGCCUUAUUUGACUAUGAUCCUAAUGAAGAUAAAGCAAUUCCUUGUAAAGAAGCUGGACUUGCUUUCAGAAAAGGAGAUAUCCUUCAGAUCAUGAGCCAGGAUGAUGCAACCUGGUGGCAAGCCAAACAUGAAGGUGAUGCCAAUCCCAGAGCCGGCUUGAUCCCUUCAAAGCAUUUCCAGGAGAGGAGAUUUGCAUUAAGAAGACCAGAAGUGCAGGUUCAGCCACUGAAAAUUUCCAACAGAAAAUCAUCUGGUUUUAGAAGAAGCUUUCGUCUUAGCAGAAAAGAUAAAAAAACAAACAAGUCCAUGUAUGAGUGCAAGAAGAGUGAUCAGUAUGAUACAGCAGAUAUCCCAACCUAUGAAGAAGUUGCAAAAUAUAGACGACAACCCAAUGACAAAUACAGGCUUGUUGUUUUGGUUGGUCCUGUAGGGGUUGGACUGAAUGAACUUAAACGGAAGUUGCUAAUCAGUGAUACCCAGCACUACGGGGUAACAGUGCCACACACUACCCGCCCAAGGAGAAGCCAAGAAAGUGAUGGUGUCGAAUACAUUUUCAUUUCCAAGCACUUGUUUGAGACAGAUGUACAGAAUAACAAGUUUAUCGAGUAUGGCGAGUACAAGAACAACUACUAUGGUACAAGUUUAGACUCUGUUCGAUCAGUUCUAGCUAAAAACAAAGUUUGUUUGUUGGAUGUGCAACCUCAUACAGUGAAACACUUGCGGACAUACGAGUUUAAACCAUUUGUUAUAUUUAUAAAACCUCCAUCACUUGACCGCUUGAGAGAAACCAGAAAAAAUGCCAAGAUUAUUUCAAGUAAAGAUGACAAGGGAACUGCAAAACCCUUUACAGAAGAAGAUUUUCACGAAAUGAUUAAAUCUGCCCAUGUGAUGGAGAGCCAGUAUGGCCACCUUUUUGACAAGGUGAUAGUCAACGAUGACCUUGCUACAGCUUACAGUGAGCUUAAAACAACUUUUGACAGGUUGGAGACCGAGACCUUCUGGGUUCCUGUCAGCUGGCUACACUCAUAGUAAUGUUUUAAGUAGACAAAACCUCUGCUGUUGUAUCAGCAUCUAAACCUUGGGCAUGGUUAGGCUUUACUCGAUGGCCAUUUUCUUGGGAGGAGGGCUUUUAAUUCUACUGAACAGCAGGUUUACUCUUCAUGCACUUGGAACUGGUCUUGUUUUCCUGUGUCUUCAAUUCUGCUGCCCACGGUUUGGGUCAGAACACUCAGAUUAAACCAGAGAUUUACUGUGCUCCGUACAGUGAGCUAAUAUUAGUGUAGCAAAACUGCCAAACACCUCUGUAUCAUCUGUGUGUUUCCAAGGUGAGUGUUUUUAACAUAGAGUUUGCAGAAGAUACAAAUUGGUGCUGGAGAUCAGCACUUCAGUGGUUUUAAGCAUAACUGUUCCCAUAAAAGAGCACAUCAGCACUUGGAAGUUAUUGCCCUUUCAGUGCUUGAGAGAACUGAAACAGGCAAAAGUGACCAACAUUUUUAUGAGGAAGAUACCAUAGUUUUAAUUAUGUAUCAAUGUGUUUUUACUUUUCUAGAUGUUAACCAUGUCUUACAUGUACAGACGGAUUUAGAUAUUCCUUUGCAAUUCCAUAAUCAUGGAAAGAAAGAUGUAUUCAGUGGCUUAAUAGUGAAACACUCAGCUGUGAGCAUGCAUGGAUUGAAAAUACUUUCACGCAUGCUCUGUGGCACAACAAAGAAAAGUAAUGGGAAUAAUUAUUUAAAUAGGAAAAAAUGUGAGUUAGUGUGUAUAUAACUUCAAAGUCUCUGGGAUUAAACUUCUGUAAAAUCAGUGGCAAAGUGAUAUGAAUAGCAACAAAGUAGAGAGUAAUUUUUUUCCCCCUUUAAAUUGGUUUUAAAUCUUUUUGGCACAUUUUAGAACAAUUUUCCCAUCAGAAAUUUUCAAACACCGAGGAAACCUUUGACAUCUGAGAAGCAAUUGAAAGAGAAUAAUUAUUUUUAUUGUUGAGAUUGUAGUGAUACCUUUUAGUAGUGCAACAUGUAUUUUGUCUCCACUCAAAAAUAAAUUAAUGCUGUAGAGUUCACUGUAGAAAACACCCUUGUCACUGGUCAGGCAGUUGGAAACCCCAUUUUAUUAUUUGAUGUCUUUUUAAUCUAGAUAAUUUGGUAUUUUUCUUUACUUACUACUGAUAUGCAGGAAAUGAGUACAGAUGUAAAGACCAAGUAACACCUGUGUGUUGUGUUGUGAAUAUGUUCUUGUAAGUACAGAAUGUGUAUAGGAACUUGCUGACUUCAGAUCAUCCCAUCUGUGGCAUUCAAACAGGAAACCAUUAUUUCAUGUUAAUCUGUAAAGAGAAUAUAGCACUCUUGUUUAAAGAAAAAUAAUUUAGUGAAACUUUAUAUAUUUAUGAAAGGGUUGAAAAGGGAUGUUAAGUUUUUAAAUUUCUUGUCAAUGUGAUCAUUUAUUAAAGAGAUUACUAAGUCUGUAAUUUGAAACAGUCUCUGUAAAUGGAGCUCAACAUUCCAUGUAAAUAUUUUAUUUCAGUUCAUAUGCUGAUAAAGUCAUGAGGUUUUGCAGUUUUAUUCUAAAUGUGUAUUUAAUGUGUGGGCCAUUGCAUUUGGCUUAGAGUCUUAUAAAACAAACGAAAUGCAAGAAACAACAGCAAAAUCCCUGUGAGUCUGGAAAUGUUUAUGCAAGAGUUACAGAUGUACAGUACGGAUACCUGCUCUGCUUGAACCGCUCUACUGUAACGUCUGUCAAAUUUCACCAUUUUCCUGGUAGACUUCAGGUUUUUUUGUAACAUAAAUAGGAAUAUGUUGGUUAAAUUAAUUGCAUAGAGAUUAUCUGAGUUGAGAAAACAUUUUCUACUUUUUUUUAAAUUACUGAAAGUCAAACUAUUGUUCAGGGGAUACGGAAUUCAGCGGGUCAGUUUCCCUUUGCCUGCGAGAUGCCAAGUGCCUUCACCAUCUCUUGAAAUGGAGAGGACACUUGGCAUCUCUCAAGAUUUUCAACAGGAGAGGCUUUAGUCCUCAUUAAAACACUAUUGACAUUGCUUCUAACCUGGGCUGUCUUGGAACACUGGGGUACAGUCAUGUUUGCAUAAGGGACCUGCUUUUCUCUUUUUGAAGUAGAUGCUAGAAUAAUCUGCAAACUCCCUGGUAGAGACAGUUCUGGCUGUCCUGCAGGCUGUUUUUCCUGUCUUUUUGAAAUUAAUUUAAUUCCCAUUCCUGGUCAGUGUGGUCUGGGAGGAUCUGUGCACAGCUCAGCUGUCCUGGGCAGCAGUAAGCAGUGGUGCUCUGUGGUGUUCCAGAGACACUGAUCCUCUGAUCCACGGCACAUCCUGGCAGGAGUCUCCCAGGCUGAUGGCUGCCUGCCCCAUCUCUGAGCCAGGACCUAAUUCCUGAAUAGUAACACCUGCAUAAGAAAGAGAAUCUCAAAAGCACAGCUCCAACCAGCAGAGUAAAAUGUGCACAGUCUUUGACGAGUCAGAAAUGUUCUUAAUUACAUUACUAAGUGCUCUUUAAAAAUCAAUGUUAUUGCAUUGUUUAGCUUCAAAAGCUAAACAUCAAAGCCCUCUAUGGGGCAGGCAGAGAUGACAGUAGGUGUUGGCAGAAAAAAUGUCUUAGUCAAACAGUUUCAACAGGACAGGAGCCUGCUUAUCAUGAUGGAUGCUGAGCCUGUGUGCUGAACUGUUCUGGGAUACCAAGGGGAACAGGGGGGUGGAUUGUUCCUGUGACUCCUAAGAAUUUGGGAACGAAGACAACUAAACAUGUUUCCAAUAUUCCACAUAUUCAAGUUGUGCUGUGUGGGUUUUUAGAGAUAUGUAUGUUUUGACAGUCAAGUCCAGAUGUUUUUAUUGUGUUCUAGCUGUUUGCUGUAGUCAAACAAAGGGUAGUAUUUUUUAAUAUUGUACCAAGCUCUAUACUUGAAUUCACCAUCAGGUCCUUGGUUGAUGUCUUACCUGAAAUCUGAUAUUACCUUCUUAUGCAAAACAAUAAAUUAUUAUAUACCACUGAA
This is a messenger RNA of Sturnus vulgaris (Common starling), 8739 nucleotides long. The record is from RefSeq and is a predicted model, not a curated record. NCBI's taxonomy places the organism in Eukaryota, Metazoa, Chordata, Aves, Passeriformes, Sturnidae.